UUACUCGUUCGAACACACAAUCUUUGUACUCGUUUCUUGUUCAUCUUUUAACAGACUCUUAAAAAAUAAACAGCCUAAAUAUGAAAUUUUUUGUUUGCUUUGCUGCUCUUGCUUUUGUUGCCAUCAGUUUUGCUGAUAAUAUUGAUAAAGAUGCUGAAAUUCGCAGUCUCACCAAUGAUGCAGCCGAUGCCGAAGGCAAUUAUCAAUAUGCCUAUGAGACCAGCAAUGGCAUACAAUUCCAGGAAUCUGGCAAUCCAGAGGGUGUACGUGGUUCUCUGAAUUAUAUUUCCCCCGAAGGUGAACACAUCGCUUUAUCCUAUACGGCCGAUGAAGAGGGUUAUCAUCCAGUUGGUGACCAUUUGCCCACACCUCCUCCUGUACCAGCUUAUAUUUUGCGUGCCCUAGAGUAUAUUCGAUCUCAUCCACCCACACAAGUUAACGACCAACAUUAAGCAGUGAAAAAUUUGAAUAAUGUUGAUUCUUGUUAAUUAGUCUUACCACAAAACAAGGACGUGAUCCACUCCCCCCAUAAUUUGAAUAGAUUUAAUGGCUGUUGAUAUUAAUAGAUUUAAAAUAAAAAUCAGUUGUUAUAGGUUAAGCUGAACAUUUCUUAAAGAACAAAAAUAAAUAUGUACGUAGUUAUAAUAAUCAAUAAAAUAUUGUUAAAGUUUA
Calliphora vicina (urban bluebottle blowfly) is the source of this 672-nucleotide messenger RNA. RefSeq names its product pupal cuticle protein Edg-78E-like. Bases 81 to 452 code for a protein of 123 amino acids. Gene Ontology annotation, molecular function: structural constituent of chitin-based larval cuticle. The transcript is spliced from 2 exons. Gene Ontology annotation, cellular component: chitin-based extracellular matrix. Lineage: Eukaryota; Metazoa; Arthropoda; Insecta; Diptera; Calliphoridae. The record is from RefSeq and is a predicted model, not a curated record.